Messenger RNA from Hibiscus syriacus, 2720 nucleotides. Its product is annotated as protein PSK SIMULATOR 1-like. The record is from RefSeq and is a predicted model, not a curated record. Gene Ontology annotation, biological process: positive regulation of growth. Lineage: Eukaryota; Viridiplantae; Streptophyta; Magnoliopsida; Malvales; Malvaceae. The transcript is spliced from 13 exons. The coding region runs from base 474 to 2420 and encodes 648 amino acids.
CUUUGACCAUUUCCUAAAUUACGCUGCUUACAUAUUUCUCUUCCCUUUCUAUGAUUGAGAGAAGGAAAAAGGGUAGACUGUUUGUUUGGCGUUAGAAGCAACUUCAGAAGGAAGGCAGCUGCUCCUGGCUCCAACUCUGACAGCCUCCGUAUGGAACUCAAGUUUUUUUCCUUCUCUCUCUUUUGGUGCGUCUUGGUGUUAACGGACUGGUGCUUCAGUUUGAAUAAAAAUUGGUACUCUGAAUGCAUUGCUCGGACAUGGAUUUAUAUCUUUAGGUUUAGACUGCUUUGAUUCAAUAAGUAGCUAGAGGCCCUAUUGGUUUUGUGAGAAGUAGCAAUUUUCUAUUUAAAUUUUAUGACUGUUUUGUUAAAAUAAGGGAACAGUCUUUCAUCUUGUACAUCCUCGAGCUUCUUGGUCUUUCAUGGCAAAUUUCGUUAUACACUGAAGUAUAAAAUUUGCGGUAAUAAGCACAAAUGGGUGGGCUUUGCUCGAGGAGAUCCACUGUAGAUGAUGUCCCCAGUGGAGGCUUCCCACAUGUUAAUGGCCAUUUUGGUCGUGGGUCUGGAUUAGAUUUUCAGACCCGUGAACUGCCUGCUAAGAUUAAUGUCAAAUCAACUCCCCCUGCCAUUGAAGAUAGUGUAGACAAGGAGUCAGGAGAACCAUUUUCCUUUCCAGAGGUCAAUGCAGCUCCAUAUGGUACAAGUGCAGAUGAUAUCAAUGAUGGAACUCCUCGUUUGUCAGGGGCACUAUCAGAUAAAUCUAGAUCAACAAAAUCUAAGCAGGCUACUGUUGCAAAGGUUUCUGAGGUAAGCUCUCUUUUAGGUAGAGCUGGUACUGUUGGGCUUGGAAAGGCAGUGGAAGUUUUGGACACCCUUGGUAGUAGCAUGACGAAUUUGAACCUCAGUAGUGGCUUUACCUUUGGGGUAACAACAAAAGGGACUAAAAUAUCAAUUCUAGCUUUUGAAGUGGCAAAUACAAUUGUUAAAGGUGGCAAUCUGGUGCAAUCACUUUCUGAGGAGAACAUCAGACAUUUAAAAGAGGUGGUCCUUCCAUCAGAAGGUGUGCAAAAUUUGAUAUUAAGAGAUAUGGAUGAACUCCUGAGAAUUGCAGCUGCUGAUAAGAGGGAAGAGUUAAAAGUUUUUUCUGGAGAGGUGGUACGUUUUGGCAAUCGUUGUAAAGAUCCUCAGUGGCACAAUUUAGAUCGUUAUUUUGAAAAGUUGGGUUUUGAGCUUACACUCGAAAAGCAAUUGAAGGAUGAAGCAGAGACAAUAAUGAAACAAUUGAUGUCUUUGGUUCAGUACACAGCUGAAUUAUAUCAUGAGUUGCAUGCCUUGGACAGAUUUGAGCAAGAUUAUCGACGGAAGCUGCAGGAAGAGGAUAAUUCAACUGCUGCUCAAAGAGGAGACAACCUGUCAAUAUUGAGAGCAGAACUAAAGAGUCAAAAGAAGCAUGUAAGAAGUUUGAAGAAAAAAUCCCUUUGGUCAAAGAUUUUGGAAGAGGUGCAAGUCAUGGAGAAGCUCGUUGAUGUUGUUCAUUUCUUGCACUUGGAGAUUCAUGAGGCCUUUGUCAGUACUGGUGGUGAGAAACCUGUUAAAGGUUCUGUUAACAGUCAUAAAAAGUUGGGAUCUGUUGGUCUUGCUUUGCACUAUGCAAAUAUCAUUACUCAAAUUGAUACUCUUGUUUCUCGAUCAAGUUCGGUGCCCCCUAAUACAAGGGAUUCAUUAUACCAAGGACUACCGCCUACUGUAAAGUCUGCUUUGCGGUUUAGACUGCAGACAUUUCAGAUAAAAGAAGAGCUAACUGUCCCACAAAUCAAAGCGGAAAUGGAAAAAACAUUGCAGUGGCUAGUUCCCGUUGCCACUAACACAACCAAAGCUCAUCAUGGGUUUGGCUGGGUUGGAGAAUGGGCAAAUACUGGGUCUGAAGUGAAUCAUAAACCUGCUGGCCAAAAGGGCUUGCUCAGGAUUGAAACACUGCACCAUGCAGACAAGGAGAAAACCGAAGUUUAUAUUCUUGAUCUGGUAGUGUGGCUUCAUCAUCUUGUUAUCCAAGUGAGGGCUUGCAAUGGUGGAAUCAGGUCACCCGUCAAGUCUCCAAUUCGGUCCCCUAAUCAGAAGAUGGUUCAACUAUCUACGCAGAAGCCUGCAUCGCCAAUGUUGACUGUAGAAGAUCAAGAGAUGCUUCGAGAUGUCAGUAAGAGAAAAAAUACACCUGGAAUAAGUAAGAGCCAGGAAUUCGACACUGCAAAAACUAGGUUAAGCAAGAACCAUAGGUUAAGUAAAAGCAGUAGCCAUACUCCAACAAUUGAAACUAAGAAAGAUUCCUUCCCUAUUCGGAGGCUAUCUUCAGUUCCUUUUAUUAACUUCGAUAUUGACUGGAUGAAGGCAUUGGAUGUCAUCGAUCGAGUUGACACGCUCUGAAGUUCGUAAUUACAUGUUGAAUUGAGAUUCCUUGGCAAAUUAAGAGGUCUUUUUGCUUGUGCAGUGAGUCAAUCUGCUGCUGCAAUUUUUUUUUUUCGUUUUAGGGUGCUAAACGCUAAAAUGGUCUGAUGCAGAUGCCGAGUGACACAAGCUGUUAACUUCUUUUUUGGUACGUGAAAAGCUAAAGAAUGAUAGCUGCAUUACUUGUUCAAGCCUCGAGAUCAAGGGGGAAUUAAACUGAAUCCAGUUUUCUCCUUUGUUCUGUGUACAGAACGUUAUAUCAUGACAAUUAACAAUUUC